CUUUUAAUGUGUUAGAUGGUUCACUUCAUUUUAUGCUUUUUUUAUUUUGUUCUGUGUCUACCUGCUUAUCUGUUUUUCUCUUUAGAUUGCAGUCUGCAAGAUGAGAAUUUCUCAUUGGUUUUUACUGUGGCCUCCUUCAUGAACAACUUUCUCACUCUGCCCAACGGAUUCUUCUACGACCAUUUUGGCACAAUGGCAACGCGAUUUUUGGCUAUAUUUCUUUAUACCACUGGCACUCUUAUUGUGGCAUUGUCCAAUAAAGCUCUCUCUAUCUUGCUUUUUCCUGCUCUGCCUGUAGCUGUCGGAGGUAUUUUAUUUCUAAUGACAAACAUGCAGGUGGGGAACCUUUUUGGCUAUCACAGAUCAACAAUUAUUACAAUCUAUAAUGGGGCCUUUGACUCUUCGUCAGUUAUCUUUCUUAUCAUCAAGGUGCUCUAUGAGAGAGGGGUUUCUCUUCGCUCCUCAUUUCUCUUCCUCUCAGCCUGUAAUCUCAUUCAUCUCCUCCGGACACUUUUCCUUAUGCCAAAAUCACACAUUCCCUAUCCCAUCCCAGACGACUACAAAUAUGGGAUGAGCUGUGCUAAAUCACAUAGCUACAAUGUUGAACAGUAUGAGGCAGAGAGAGGCCCGAGUUCAGACAGAGGCAGAGGUGUAGCUGAGGAGCCACUGGAGACUGACACACUACAGCUAACAGACAACUCUGAGCAAGACAGUUUUAGGAGCUGUGUUCUGUCCUGGUUCUUCCUGUGGCACCUCAUAUGGCUGUCAGUCAUGCAGCUGCGGCAUUAUUUCUUCAUUGGAACUCUGAAUCCAAUGCUCAACAGACUGGCCAACCAAGACCCAGACAUUGUGAGUGAUUACACCAAUGCAUUUGCUUUCACCCAGUUCUGUGGAGUUCUCUGUGCUCCCUGGAACGGACUGCUAAUGGACAGACACAAAAGAAAACCCCUAGAUCCAGGUGUGUCAGAACAGGAAGCAGACCUGCGCUCGUCUGUUCUGUCUCUCCUCCUCACCUCUCUGCAGUGCCUGUUGUUCUCCAUCUGUGCAAGCAUUCCGUUCCUCCCUCUCCAGUACGUCACAUUCAUCCUUCAGGUCCUUAAUCGCUCUUUUCUGUAUGGAGGGAAUGCUGCAUUCAUCAGCAUAGCGUUUCCUGCCCGUCAUUUUGGAAAGCUGUAUGGUCUAGCGAUGUCUCUGUCAGCUGUGGUAUCAUUGCUGCAGUAUCCCUGCUUCGCCCUCAACAAAGUUCUUGGAGGAGACCCCUUCUGUGUGAACAUCAUCUUGACUGUCCUGACUCUGCUGGCUUUCAUUCAUCCUGUCUACGUGUUUCUUCACUGCAGAGAGCUGGCAAAACAGCGAGAGAAUCCACAAAGUAUUUUAGAAGCCUCCAUACAGGAAACAUCAAUGUAUUAAUUUAAAUCUAUAGACAUACUUGAUUAAUGCAUGUGGUUAUGCAAACCUAUCUAGGCCUUAGCUUUUGUAACUGACAAAGGGAACAUUAUUAAGCAUCUUGUGUAUUCAAUGCGAUGUUUUACCACCAUUGUAUUUAAGAGAUUUAAAUACUUGAAAAUAAGAGUUAACAAUCAGCAAUUAAAUUAAUUCCAUUUAAUUUAACUGGUUAUUGAACAUUUACAAUCUUUAUGAGUACAGAAAUAACAAAAAAAAUUUUGAAGUUUUUUUUUUUUAAUAGUUCAGUGUUGGCAAGAACAGAUAUUUAGAUAAAAACAUUUGUUUAAACAAUGAUUAAGGAGCAAGGGGAGAUCACAUACGUGUCAGAAACAUAGUGAUCUUUACAACUGAUCUCCAGACUUUUCUGGAGUUGUAUGAUAUCCAGUUUUGCAUGUUAAUAUCCUGUUCCCACAUGAAAAGCAUUAACAGUCCUAAAAGCAUCAUAGACGCAUUAACCAGUGGUUUACCUUCCAAAACACACAUAAUACUGAUUUAUAUCUGGCACUGCAGUGUAAGUCCACAAUGACCAUUUACAUCUCAUAUACAGUUUUCAGUAGUUAUUAAUUAAGGGCCAUUCAGGAUUUAUAGCAUGUUUUAUAAAUAAUGUGUGCUACAGCUAUGCAUCCUUACAAUUCUGAACAUAUUGUGGAAACAUGGAAAAUUCCUUAAUUAACUUUUCCUCUUUGUCAUUAAAACAAGCAAAUGUGUGAAAUAAAGGUCUGUGUAUGAA
This is a messenger RNA of Cyprinus carpio (common carp), 2176 nucleotides long. It is a transcript of the gene slc43a3a, whose product is annotated as solute carrier family 43 member 3a. The record is from RefSeq and is a predicted model, not a curated record. NCBI's taxonomy places the organism in Eukaryota, Metazoa, Chordata, Actinopteri, Cypriniformes, Cyprinidae.